AUGUGCAUAAUAAUACGUUUCUUUCUUCUUGUUCCUUUUCCCCUCCUCCGCCUCCUCUUCCAGUACGCUAACGGCGGUAGUCUGGUUGACCUACUCACGGGAUCCUCUCGAUUGCCGUGGAUCACUCGGACCAAGAUCGCCAACGACAUCGCCUCCGGUGUGGGCUAUCUUCAUGAACGUCAACUCAUCCACCGGGACCUCUCAUCCCAGGUUAGCUGUCGUUUGGCCCUCCCACAUGCUCCUAUCCCAUUGUUUUCACCUUCGGUUGCUCAAAUCCCAAUUAGCUGA
Messenger RNA from Dibothriocephalus latus, 288 nucleotides. The record is from the annotation of a GenBank genome assembly. Lineage: Eukaryota; Metazoa; Platyhelminthes; Cestoda; Diphyllobothriidea; Diphyllobothriidae.